GCUCUCCCUGAGCUCCCCAAGGUCCCCAAGUACCCACGGUGCACCCUGUGCCUCUGCUGCUGCAUGGUGACACGUCCUGCUCAGCCCAGCCAGAUCUAAUUAGCUUGUUGAAUCUCUUCUCCCUCCGGCCUUGUGUUAAUCACUUUUCACAUUGCUUCCCUCUGAAUUCCCUCUGGCCUGGCUUGCUCUUGCUGUUGCUGAUGUGCCUGGAGAGGGAAGCAAGGGGACCCAGCUGGACAUAGAGCAGGGCCCCCACUCUGCUGUGUCCUGCCUCAGAGAUGGGCUCUGAUCCAGCAGGCAGACGGGUAAGGAGAUCACUCAGCCACAGGGAGGUGAGAAAAUCACAGGCUGGAGAAAAAGCAAUAAAUCUAGAGAGCAAAGGAGUCUAUUGGGACAACCCUUCUCUGAAGCCCUGCUUGUUGGUGAAGGGUGAAACCUCGAAGUCUAAUGAGAGAGGCUGGGGCUCUCUAGCACAGGGUUGUAUUGAGUGUUGUGGGAGCUCAGUGGGGUCUCCUUCACCUCUUAUCUGUGAAGGGCAAGACUAGACCCCCAAACGGGGCACAGGUGGAAAUAGAGGUGCACUGGACUGGGAUGUAUGAAGUUGUGGUCCCUGGAGUGCAGGUAGCAGGAGGUCUGAUGUGCCAUCCAUGCUUGGCUGCAGCAUCGCCUCCCAGGGAUGCAGGAUAAUGUCUCAUUCCCCAUGGAUGCCUGCCCUGGGGCUUGUAUUGCUAGGGCAGGCUGUGGACAGAUCAGAAGCAGCUUUUUGGGAGAGAUGCAUAGACAUCGAGCUAAAAAGGACUUUCUAAUUACCCUUGUUGCCAGGCUGGGGUCUCUGCGCUCUGCUCACAAGGCAGGGUUUUGGGUGGGCUGCAGGGAGCCCCCAUCCUGGCUGUCUGCCUGACCUGCUUCCCUCCCUCCAGGUAGCACCCUGUGGGGCACGUUUCCUUCCAGCAGCAAGCAAGAUAUCCAGGGCUGGCAGCCCCCAGCUGUGGCUGUGACUGACUUGCUUGUGCCCAGAUGCAGGUGUUCCCCCCAGGACGUGAUAAGGGAAGAGAUGAGGGUGGCAGGUGUCCAUGGAGGAUAUCAGCAGACAAGGCUGAGCUCCACGGCACAGAACUCAUGUCAUGCUGUGGGUCCAUGAAAGGCUCACUGUUGGGGUGAAGGUUUGGUGGUUUGCAAUGGGGCAGAGGGGUUGUCGUAGGCAGGGCUGGUCCCUGGGCUGGGAGGCAGCACUAUCCCAGGAGUGAGUGAUGAGCUUGAGGGUCCCUGGAACACUUCAGUGCCACCAGAAGCUGCUGUUAGGGUGGGAGUCAGGUGCACCUGAGCCUCCUACACAUAGCCAUUUGUGCCAGUUCUGCACCUCUUUGUGGGUUCCUGUGCUGUGGGGUGCCUGUGCCAUGCUGUGUAGUGCAGGGAUGCCCAGGGUGAGAGCUGACUUCUCAGUCUCUUGGGCAGUCCCAUGGGCUCUCUCCUCCCCUGCGGCCUGGGUGCCCCAAGGGACUUCCGAGGGUGCCAGGGCAAAAGGAGGGAGGGCCAAGGCAGGUCUCUCCUCCCCUGCCCUCCCCUCUCUUCCCUUGCUGGGUCUGUUGCUGCCAGACCAGCUGCCUGCUGGGGCUUUGUGCUGGGGUGAUGUUGGCUGCUGAGGCUCCCUGGGACCUGCAGGGGCUACAAACAGUGGGCAUCAUGCUGCUGCUCUGCUCCAGCCUCAAGCUACUCCAUGCCCUGGGCAUCACUGACCUGAGUGACUCCUUCUUUCUUCCAGGCAAUCCGCCAGUCCAAACUAAAAAAGCGCUGAAGCAGCGAUUCCUCAAACUGCUGCCCUGCUGCCGGCCCAAAUCCAUCCCCUCGCUCAGCGAAAACAGUGUUGAGGAUGAGUUUGAGCUCUCCACCGUCUGCCACCGCCCCGAGGGGCUGGAUCAGCUUCAGGAGCAGACCAAGUUCACCCGAAAAGAGCUGCAGGUCCUGUACCGAGGCUUCAAAAAUGAGUGCCCGAGUGGCAUUGUCAACGAAGAAAACUUCAAGCAGAUCUAUUCACAGUUCUUCCCUCAGGGAGACUCCAGCACAUACGCCAGCUUCCUCUUCAAUGCCUUUGACACCGACCACGAUGGGUCUGUCAGCUUUGAGGACUUUGUGUCUGGGCUGUCCACCAUCCUGCGAGGCACCAUUGACGAUCGCCUGAACUGGGCCUUCAACCUCUAUGACCUGAACAAAGAUGGCUGCAUCACCAAAGAGGAAAUGUUGGACAUCAUGAAGUCCAUCUACGACAUGAUGGGCAAAUAUACCUACCCGGCCAUGCGGGAGGAAGCGCCCCGGGAGCACGUGGAGAACUUCUUCCAGAAAAUGGACCGGAACAAGGAUGGUGUGGUGACAAUUGAGGAGUUCCUGGAAUCCUGCCAGAAGGAUGAGAACAUCAUGCGGUCCAUGCAGCUCUUCGACAGUGUGAUUUAGCUCCCGGACCUGCCUCCAGCUCAGCGCUCCUGACACUGGGCCCAGAACCUGCUUCUCUCUCUUGACUUUUCCUUCGAGCCUCCCCUCCACUGGCUGCACAGACACCCCCGCAGGAAGGGACCUCCCUUUCCGGAGAUGCAGUCAGCGCUGAGAUCUUCCCUUUCCCCUGAGCUGGCUCUGCUUUCCUCGGGGGAUCCCAAGCAGGUGCUCCCAGACAUCGGAGCAUGGGCAUGGCUGGCACAGGAUGAGCAUUUCACCUGGAUGGACCUCCCUGCACCCAUUCCUGGUGCAGAAGCUGCAGCCUUGGGCUGCAAUAGAGGGUUUUCCCCAUGCACACCACCCCGUGCAGCUCCCCUAAUCCUGAUCCUCCCCAGCCCCAGGAGCCCCCAGUCCCGGCUCCAGCCCAAACCCUCCAGUGAUGCUGUCUAGAAACCACUAAAGUCUUGCAAAGGGCCCCAGUGCCUUGGCUUCCUCCCCUGCCCUGGCCGUGUCCUGCCAUGGGGAGCACGUCCAGCGUGCCAGCCACCCUCCCUGUCCAGACACUGGGCCAGUGGGUGGGCAGAGGGACCAUGCCUGGAGAAGGCAGCCGCAUGGGCACCUGGGGCUCAUUGCUGCAUGAACUGUGGGGAACAUCCCCUGAUCCCAAGGGUCCUGGUUAGACCUAGGAGGCUCAUCCUGACAAGGGGAGAGGGGAGACUAAAGGAACCCCGAGGUGACUUCUUGUGGCACAGGUCCCCCAGAAUGAAGGAUGCAAGGCUGGAAGGGCUGCAACCUCAGCCCCUGUCCCUUGAGUUCAGGGUGCUGGCACACAGGGACCUCAGGGAACCACUUUGAGGCUCCAAUCAAGAGAUACCCUUUCCAACCCUUCCUGAGGACAUGGAAGCCAGGGUACGAGGACACAUAAAAGAAGGAGAUGUGCUGGGCUCUGGUGGCUGCCCUGGCCCUUAGAGCUCCCAGCUAUGCUCUUGGCAUCGUUUGCUGCUCCCAGGCCCAGGCUCAUCCUGGCCCACCUGCUGCCCAGGGGCUGGGGAAUGAGCAAUGGGACAGAGAGGUGUCCCCACAGGCAUAGCCCUGGGCUGGGGAUGUGGUUGAGCUGGCAACUCCUGGGAGAGAUAGCUGAGGCUGGGGACAGCCAGAAGUCAUUGCCAUGCUGCUGGCAGGCUGGAGGGUCACCUUGGGGCAGGGGGGCUCAUCCCCAUCUCCCAGCAUGGCCAGGUGAGAGCCUGCGUGGGGACCCUGGUGCUCCCCACAUCCUUGUCACCAUCAGCUCCUUGGAGCUGGGUGUGUGCAGGCAAGCCUGUCCUGCCCACAUACCACUUCGAGUUGUAGCUGAGUGAUGCCCAUGUGCUAAUGAUCCCAUGCCAAUGCCAGAGGCCCUCCACAGGCAUUGGGAAUGUACCCAGCCUUGGCAGUCCCUGACUGUGGCUCUAGCAUCUGCAUCCUUAGCAGCCAAGGGUGAUUUGGGCUGGCCAAAACUGCAGUGUCUGGGAUCAAGUGGGAAGGAGUGCAAGGCCAGCACCCACGUCAGGCUGGGCCCCAGACCCAGGCUGAGCCCCUGGUGUUGGAGACAUUAGAAAUCCCCCCUGGGGCUCUGAGCCAAAGCUACGGGGCCACUUCCCAGCGGGACCAUCCUUAUCCCAUCCCUUGUAGAUAUGAUGUGUUUUUUAGGUUCAUUCAACACAUUAUUCACCUCGCAGAAAGGACGUGUUUUUUUAGAUUCAUUCAACACACCCUUCAUCUUGCAGACCUGUUCCCAGGUUUGUUGUGGGGCUGAGCUCCCACUUGCAUUCUCUCAAGGGUGGGAGGGCAGGUAUCCCAAACCUUACCCCUUGCGUCCCUUUCUCCCUGUUCUCCCUCCUCCCAGGCUCUCUGGGGUGCCCACAAUCCCCCUCCCACACGGAGCAGAUGCCGCCUUCUCCCUCACGCUGUAGGUCGCAUGGAGUGACCCCCUGCCCCGGGGCAUGCUGACCCACAACCCGCUUGGCAUCUCCAGUCUGUAUAUUUUGUAUUAUAACAAUUAUAUGGGUAAAAAAACCCCAAACAAACAAACCAACCAAUAAAAUCUAACCACAGUCGCUAUGCACA
Messenger RNA from Pipra filicauda (Wire-tailed manakin), 4533 nucleotides. RefSeq names its product potassium voltage-gated channel interacting protein 2 (gene KCNIP2). The record is from RefSeq and is a predicted model, not a curated record. Gene Ontology annotation, cellular component: voltage-gated potassium channel complex. Gene Ontology annotation, molecular function: potassium channel regulator activity; calcium ion binding. Lineage: Eukaryota; Metazoa; Chordata; Aves; Passeriformes; Pipridae. The transcript is spliced from 9 exons. The coding region runs from base 1630 to 2448 and encodes 272 amino acids. Gene Ontology annotation, biological process: regulation of potassium ion transmembrane transport.